Molecule: messenger RNA, 276 nt
Organism: Macrosiphum euphorbiae (potato aphid)
Lineage: Eukaryota; Metazoa; Arthropoda; Insecta; Hemiptera; Aphididae
Source: the annotation of a GenBank genome assembly
UCGAGCAAAGUCCAUCUCGAUCCCAGUCCAUCUCAAGCAAAGUCCAUCUCAAGCAAAGUCCAUCUCAAGCCCAGUCCAUCUCGAGACCAGUCCAUGUCCACAAUCAGGGCAGAGUGUACCUCUGCGGACACUAUGCUUCUGCACAACAGAGCUCCAUCAGAACCGGACCAGCACGCAAGACCGACGCCAUCCAACUUCGAAGACACACACAAAUUAUCUCUCUAUCUUUUUCAAACAAAUAACUUUCUGUCGUUCAUUUUUCAAAGUCAAAUUUAA